Messenger RNA from Mycotypha africana, 2363 nucleotides. RefSeq names its product HSF-type DNA-binding-domain-containing protein. The transcript is spliced from 4 exons. The record is from RefSeq and is a predicted model, not a curated record. Bases 303 to 2081 code for a protein of 592 amino acids. Gene Ontology annotation, biological process: regulation of DNA-templated transcription. Gene Ontology annotation, molecular function: DNA-binding transcription factor activity; sequence-specific DNA binding. Lineage: Eukaryota; Fungi; Mucoromycota; Mucoromycetes; Mucorales; Mycotyphaceae.
UUUUCCCUCAAUAUUAGAGUGUGGUGGUAUGACAAACAAAAAAGGGGAGCCAAAAGAUUGGGUUUCCUUUAAGGAAUAGUAGGCUGUGAACGACCUCUGUAUGUACGAGCAGGAGGCGGUUACGUUUUGAGUAUCCGUACAAAGGUCACGCAGAUGAGGGAGAGUAGCCAAAAAAGAAAGACGCGAAAAAAGCUAAAAACAUUAUGUAAAAUGUUUACUUUUAACUUUAUUGCUGUCUCCCCUUUUUCCUAUUCACUUUUUUCUUUUUAAUUGUUCCCUUCAAAUCCUGUAAUACUUAACUAAUGGACUAUCAACAACGUGAUGAUGAAUUUUUCAAUAAUAAAGCCUUGAUAACAUCGCAGCAAUAUCAAUAUAGCUCCAGCGACCCUAUGCCAGGUAACAGCUUAUUCCACCAAAUGCAAAGUAGUAGGAGCAAUAGUCAUUUCCCGUUGGUGGCAUCUGCCUCCAACGAGUAUUACGAUCCUGCAACCACGUCCAGUUGGUAUUAUAAUGCUACUACGGAAACUAACUACGACGAUCUAAAUCAAGCCGAACGUGGCAUUGCUGGUUUUGUAUCAAAAUUAUAUCAGUGCUUGGAGGCCCCCGAUAAUGGGCAAAAAUAUGCUCGUUGGUGUAAACAUAAUGGAGUUGAUAUGUUCAUAAUUGAUUGUAUACCAAAAUUUACGGAAAUUGUACUACCACACUUAUUCAAGCAUUGUAAAUUCGCCUCAUUUGUAAGACAACUGAAUAUUUACGGUUUCCAAAGGGAUACGGACGCACGCAAAUCGAAAGGAAAUCGAGAUAAAGAAACUUGCCGCUGGCAUCAUAUUCACUUCCGGCCUGGACGGCGUGAUUUAUUUCACUUGAUACGUAGAAAAUCUCCACGUUAUACAAGGAAGAGAAAGCAAAGUUUACGUUCUGAGAGUGGAGAAGGGGAUGAUGAAGAUCCAGAAACUGUUCUUAACCUAAAUUCAGGAGAUGAUAACGAAUCGUCUGAUACAUCCUUGCCACAACGAGAAGAAGAUAAUUCAGAGCUGAAAUGUGAACAAGAAGAAGAAGAAUUAGAAGGACAAAGCACGGGCAGUUUAGGUCAGUCAUUAAGAGGAGCUUCUCCUGCACCUUCAUCUUGCUCUACUUUCAAUGUUGAUGGGAAAAAUAAGAAUCUACAGCGGGAAAACUGUCGCUCAUUUCAGCAGCAAAAUGAUGCCACAAUUGCAGAUCAUUCUUCAUCUCAGUUGCAGGAACAGCAAAUGUCAAUGCGAACUGCUGUUGCUACUCCAAACCUAAACCUAAUGUGCCACAACAAACCGGCAUUUCCUACUGAAUCAGAGACAAUACUGCAAGGCUCCGCUUACCCUCCUUCUCUACCAUAUCUUACCUCUGCUACGAUGUCCACGGGUUUGUCUACACCAGCUGUACAUGACGGCUAUAAGCGGCUAUCAUUUGAUACAUCCAUUGUUCGACCAAACCACGUAUUGCCACAAGAGUUCUUACCAUGUGCUAAACCUGAAGAAAUGUUAGACAUUGACACGGAAGUUAAUGGUCAGGGUCAACAUGCUCCACAAAUAGUGAUGCAAAAUGAAGAAGAGCAGCUUAAAAUGCAAUUACUACAGUUGAAAAGAGACUAUUUCCAAAUGUACAAUAUCCUAACUGGUGAAGUGAAUAAGUCAUUGCGCAUAAUUAAAGCCCAACGCUCCAGAAUUGAAUUUUUAGAAGGUGUACUGCAUAAUGAGCAACAUCAACGUCAGCAAAUCAAUUUUUCAACAGACGAUAUAUCAACAUCCAUGACAUCGACACCUACGAUAUAUACCCAUCCAACAGAUGCAUUCUUGCCUUUACGUCAGCAAGAGAUGAGUAACAACAGAGGCAUCGUACAUUCUCAUCAAUACCACGAAAAUGAAGUAACGGUAAGCACACUUACACCUACGGCUUCUUUAUACCCCACAGUUACAACCCAUCAUAAUCAUCCAUCUGGCUGUUUAGUAAACGAGCCUUUUACAUUUGACGUACUUGAUAAUCAUGCACAACUUUCAUCUGCAGCCUUUACCGUAAGCCCACAGCAUCAUGAAUGGUUUACUUGACUUUCCAUGGAAUUUAACAAUGAGAAAAGUAUUUAUGCCCACACUUUAAUAUCCUUAUAUGACCUAAAUUAUGUCUUUUAACGUACAUUUCACAAUUCUAUGCUCCAUUUCUCCACCUUGUUUUUUGACUAUUGCAGUCUGAUUUUUGUAUUUGUUCAAGCUAUUGUUUAAUAACAGACGAUGUUAUGAACUAGUCUCCUUUUCUUGGUAUUUUUUUUUCCCUUUAUUGAAUGCAGGCAAGCUCUACUUGAUAUACUCCAAUAAGAGUACUAUUAUUACAGA